Molecule: messenger RNA, 1405 nt
Organism: Diachasma alloeum
Lineage: Eukaryota; Metazoa; Arthropoda; Insecta; Hymenoptera; Braconidae
Gene: Or129
Exons: 9
Coding region: 16-1200 (394 amino acids)
Biological process (GO): detection of chemical stimulus involved in sensory perception of smell; sensory perception of smell
Cellular component (GO): plasma membrane
Molecular function (GO): odorant binding; olfactory receptor activity
Source: RefSeq, a predicted model, not a curated record
GACUCGACAGUGCCAAUGGACCGUGUUAUAACACCUUAUCACCGUAUCAAUAGAACUUUCCUGACGAUUAUUGGCCUUUGGCCACUGCAGUCAUCAAUAUCUAGAUAUUCUUUUUAUACAUUUACAUUAUUGGUUACUAUUACUCAUGGAUAUUUGCAGACUGCUGGUAUGGUUGCCGCCAUAGUUGACAUCGAUGUCUUUUUGGAGGCGAUACCCACGGUCUUGGCCGAUGUUGUUUGCUAUUUCAAAUAUUUCAAUUUUAGCAUUAAUGCGGCAAAAAUGAAAAAACUUUUGCUCAUAAUCGAGGAAGACUGGAAACAUUAUACAGCAGGAGAAGAGCUUGACAUACUGAACGAAUACGCGCAAUUUGGGAGGAAGGUGACUGUUUAUUAUGCGGGUGCGUUAUAUGGAUCUCUCAUACCGCUAAUGCUGACGCCUCUAGUACCCAUUGUCCUGGACGUCGUAAUGCCCAUGAAUGUGAGUUACCCGAAACACCUGAUGUUUCAACAGAUUGAAUUUCUAUUGGAUUUUGAAUCCUACUUAUUUCCACUCAUAAUUCACGGAUACAUUGGAACAGCCGGCUACCUCACCAUCAUCAUUGCCAUCGAUACCAUGUUGAUGGUGUACAUUCAGCAUGCUUGUGCGCAAUUCUCAAUAGUCCGAUUAAUGCUGGAACGAUUGGCCAAAGUCGACGCUGAUGACGCUGAUUGUCACACUCCCGAGUUUGACGAAAUAGAUUAUAAAAAUAUGGCGGCCUGCAUCGAAAGGCACAACCAUGCAAUAGCAUUUUGCGAUCUCAUAGAAGAGGCUAAUUACAUGUCUUUCACCUUCAUCGUCGGAAUCAACAUGCUGAUGAUGACUUCCUCAGCUCUAGUGGCAGUUUUUAAAAUGGAUAACCCCGACGUCGCUGGAAAAUUUGUGGCCUUCACCAUAGGCGAAAUGUUUCAUCUUUUCUACAGUAAUUGGCAGGGGCAAUUACUCCAGGAACACAGUGAAUCUGUAUUCUCCAAUGUGUACAAUGCGAGAUGGAACUACACAUCGGUUCGUACCCAACGACUCAUCAUUCCUCUGUUAAUGAGAAGCACAAAACCCUGUAGAAUGACAGCUGGAAAAAUGUACACCAUGUCCUUGAGAAGCUUCAGCGAGGUUGUGAAGACGUCUUUUUCAUACCUCACAGUUUUUACAUCGAUGCGAGCGUAACAAACUUGCCUCAGUAAUAUGCAACCAUUAUUAUUCGCCACGUGCAUUUCCACUAAAAAAAGAAAAAAAACUAAUAAGCAAGGAUCAAUAAUAAUGAGUUACAUAAACUAAUGAUUGAUGAUUGAUCAUAUAUUCAUUUAAAUGACUGAUAUUUUUGUAUUGGGAAUGCACUUCAAUCGACUCAUCACAUUUAUCAUCCCCAUUA